UAGUUACUAACCUACUUCCGUACGGGCGCCAACCGCGAGCGCGACUGACGGUACGCUUGACGCUUACCUUUACGACGCCGUGUAUGGCACGAAUCAGUGAUGGACUAUUUUAUGAAAAGCGAACUGAAUACGCGCGCAUCUGCCUCAGUUGAAUGGACAGAAACACUAUUAUUCUUAGCAAACAGGCGAGCUUGAAAAACAUGUUUUACGGAACCGUGCCGCUCCCCGCGUACUGAUCGUGCUAAGUGCUGCGGUGAAAAAGUAUGCUGAUAGUUGGUGUUACAAUAAAUUUUCGAAGACAAAAGUUGAAAAGGUGAUCAGUAAUUAGAGAAAAUUGUGGAACUUUGUGUGAUGUGCGUAUUGAAGCGCUAAGCAAGCUGUCGGCGGGCGAAAAGCUGGGGCCAGAGGCGCAUGACGCCUCCACACACGCAUCUCAACUGCAGACAAUGACCUCUACAAUGGGAAUAAUGACACUCAGCCGCGGCCCGUGUGACCUCGACAACAUGAGUCUGUUCCAAGACCUCAAAUUGAAGAGGCGGAAAGUUGACUCCCGAUGUAGUAGCGAUGGCGAAUCGGCAGCCGAUACCAGCACGUCGUCGCCCGACCCGGGCCCACCAUCGCCGCGCAUGGCCGAGGCCGGCUGCAGUACGCCGCCACAUCCGCCGCCUGUGUUCGACGGCGGCGGUUCGCCCUCACCAUCACCGGCUUGCCACCCAACCGUUAUCCGGUCAGCGCCUCCUAAUUCAGUCAUCAAGUUUGAAGGAGCGCCGGCCGCUAUUAAACUAGAAACUUCUACUGCGGGAAAACAUGAAUCAAGUCCAUCCUCUCAAUUUUCAUCUGUAAAAUUAGAAGGGCCGCCGCCAGAUCCACCUCAGCCGUACAGGCCUCGCUCACUUGCACCACCACCUCCUAGUCCCCACUCGUCUCUUUCACCAAACCAUUGGCCUCCAGCAGCAUGCAUUAAUGGAGUUAAACCUGAACUUAUCGGAGGACACUUCCCACCACAACCGCUAGAACCAAAAUCAGGUCCGAGAAGUUCGACUCAAUGGAGAGGAGCGCCAGCCGUUAUUAUGGGCGAAUCCGGUGGAGUUCGAACAAUGUUCUGGACAUUACCUGCACCCACUUCCACCGGCGAACCAGCUGCUAGUGCAUCGCAUACACCAACACCACCUUCAGAUCCUAAUACGUGUAGUGAAGAAUCUGCAGCUCGAUUAUUAUUAAAUCUGGGUGAAUUGAGGCGAACGCAAGGACCACGACUAAAUAUGGAGCUGUUAUGGGCUGGUGACGUUUCCCAAUUACCCGCACAUCAACAGAUGCAUGCAUUAAACCUAAGUGCUGCAGCGGGUGGAGUAUCAAGUGUACCAAGCGUCAGUUCGAUAGCAUCUCGACCUGAACUCCGGACAUACGCCCCUGAAACAGAACGCGAUGAAGAUGAACAACCAAUGAUCUGCAUGAUUUGUGAGGACAAAGCGACAGGUCUACAUUAUGGUAUUAUCACUUGUGAAGGCUGUAAGGGUUUCUUUAAGAGGACAGUUCAAAAUCGACGAGUCUAUACAUGUGUAGCGGAUGGUGGCUGUGAAAUAACAAAAGCGCAAAGAAAUAGAUGUCAAUAUUGUCGAUUUAAAAAAUGCAUAGAACAAGGAAUGGUAUUACAAGCUGUGAGAGAAGAUCGUAUGCCAGGAGGCCGUAAUAGUGGCGCAGUAUAUAAUUUAUAUAAAGUAAAGUAUAGGAAGCAUAAGAAGGCAAAUGCAAAGGCGGCGACAACAACAAGUAGAGCGUCACCUCCUGAAAAACCUAAGGACCCUUUACCGCCCCUCCCACCGAACCUCGUAAAUGGGACCAUACUUAAGACUGCUUUAACAAACCCUAGCGAGGUGGUUCAUUUGAGAGCAAGACUGGAAAGUGCUGUAUCAUCGUCAAGAGACAGGGCGAUACCCCUUGAUAGAGCACUGCACAUGAUCAGAGCGCUGAUCGACUGUGAUGCUAUGGAAGACAUUGCAACCGUGCGUCAUUUACCUGAUCUCCUUCAUGACACAUCAGAAAUAGGUGAUAAAUUAUGUAAAAUCGGCGACUCGAUCGUCCACAAAAUGGUCGCGUGGACAAAGAAGUUGCCAUUCAUCAUGGAAAUACCUAUGGAAAUACAUUCAAAGCUAUUGAUGGAAAAGUGGCAUGAGAUAUCAGUAUUGACAACUGCAGCAUAUCAAGCGAUGCAUGGAAAACUGGCUCAUGCUCCACCGUCAUCAGACCACGAACAUGAUUUUAUGCAAGAGGUUAACGCAAAUCUCAGGACAUUACAAAACUGUUUAACAUCACUAAUGGGACGGCCUAUCACGUUGGAACAGCUCCGAUUAGACGUGGGUUUGGUGGUCGAGAAAAUGACGCAGAUCACGUGUGUGUUUAGGCGCAUUCAUCUUCAAAUGGAAGAAUAUGUCUGUCUGAAAGUCUACAUACUAUUAAAUCAGGAGGUAGAACUGGAAGGUAUUCAAGAUCGCUACGUACAAGUUCUUCGGAGCUACCUAGAACACACUGCACCUCAUCAUCCUGGGAGGCUUCAGGAAUUGUUCGCUCGGAUACCAGAGAUCCAAGCGGCGGCCAACCUGCUACUUGAGAGCAAGAUGUUCUACGUGCCGUUCGUACUGAACUCCGCUGAAAUCAGAUAGUAUAUGGCCGAGCAGGGUUUGUAGUUCUCGAUGUACGAGCGGCAGACUCCUCGCUCGCGUUGCCGCGCCCUCGUCUUAUGAAUCCGCGGCCGACGCGCACCACCCUGUGUUCACCACCGGUUAGCACGAACACUCGUUGCCGCUGUUGUUCCUACGCUUCGGGUAUCGACAAUAAAGUCCUCGACGAUUGUAUCCCGCCUACCACGAUAGUCAGCGCGCGAGCUGUUGCAAACAUCUGGACGAUUGAUAUCGCAAAGAAUUCUAUUUUAAUGUGAUUAUAGUGCGAACAGAGUGCGGUACGUUAUAAGUAAUGCUGAGUCGAUGUGUGUUUUGGUAUAUUGUUUAGAACAGGAAUUAUAACGUCCCAAUUGACAGACUGAUUUAUGAUUAAUAGUUAUUUUAGGUACCAGGGACUUGAAUGCGUGUUUUAUACGUGGUAGUGUAUACUACUUAGUGUUACAUAGAUUAAAUAUAUAUGAUUAUGUUGCUAUUUAAAUUUGUCAAUCGGAGAACCGCAUAAUAUAUUAUUUCUGUAAAUAGUGUAAUUUUUAUAAUAGGUGUUAGAUAAUAAGUCGUUGUUUUUAGAAAGUUGUUUCUUGUAAAUGAAAUAUUGCUGUUUUAGUUUGCAUUUUAUAUCGUCUAGAGUUUUACCAGUAGAAUUAUUUUUACUGGAUGUGUAUUAUUGAAAAGUUUAAUUUAAUUUUGUAUGACUUAUUCGUAAGUAGAACUAAGUACCUAUUCUCAGUGUUUACCAAGACUGCUUGUAUACAACUCUACUGUUAAAUCCUAACUUAUAUAGCAAGAUAGUGCGAAUCGCACAUGAAUUUGGUAGUCACAAUUCCUACAUUUUUCUGCCAACAUUUCGCAUACAAUUGUAAAAAAAAAUACUUGACCCAAAUUUCUAAAUAGCUUGUAACUUCAGUAAAUUUAUCAAAUUGUAAACUUUGUAUGUACUUUAUUCGCCGUUUUUGUAUCUGUGUAUACCUGUAAAAUUAUUUCGUAAAAACGUUGGUUUUAAAAUAGUCGUUUGCAUGACUAUCGUAAUAAACAAUGUAAUCGCUUCCUUUGAUGUGUUCAAUUGUAAUUUUUGCUCAGUGUCUCAUUGUGUUUCACGAAAUGCUUUUAUUAAUAUUUCGUAAGAAUAGAAAUCUUCAGUCUGCAUAGAUGAAACAACAUGAAAUAAUUUUUCAUAAGGAUUUAUUAUGUGAACCGUUUACACAUUAUUUAAACAUUUUAUCUCGAAAGAUUAUUCAGACUGCGUGGUUUGUUAAAUUUAAACUCCUAAUUAAUAAUACUAAAGCUUAAACAGCUUUGAUAACUGAGUGUUAAUUAAUCAUAGUAUUUUUAUCAUAACUAAACAUUCACAAUUAACUCUAAUUAACUUAUAACAUCAUUCAUUAUUUAUUUUAUCGUAUCAUCGUAUUAUUCACGUUCACCAUACAUAAUCAUUGUCGUGAUACAUUAUAAUUAUGAAAAUCACCUGAUAAGUACAUAACUAUAUUAAGGGAUGUAAAAUAUAUCACACGUUAGUCAUAAAAAUCAUGGUAUCGAUAGUUUAGUCACCGAUUAAUAUUAAAUGGGUACACUAGUGACUUGUACGAUUAUACAUAUUCUUUUCAUUGCUACAAUCAAAAUCGAACACGUCCUAAGUGUUUGAAAACAAAACCCGGCAGCUGAUGUAGUAAUCGCAGUUGGUCUCGUGACUUAUCUCAUCUCAAUAUAAAAUGUAUUUGACUUCGUCACUAGUCACUAUUGUGCCUUUAAAUUAAUUCUAAGUAAAACCUGACGUCUCAACUGACACUGUCAAUGAUCACUGCCUCUUGUUUUUAAAAUUAUGUGCCGUUAUUAAUCUUUUGUAUUAACUUUAAUAUUUUAAUUGUAAUAAACGUUCCAGCAACGGUGAACAGUUACCAUUAGGAUAAGUCAUCGGCGAUGUACGCCAAUUAAAAAAUUAAGUAAUUGUAAAACCAAAAAGUUCGUUAUAAGGACUUAGGUUCUAGGUUAAAAUUUUGCGCAUUAACAUCCCUUUAUCAAUCCUUCAAAUGCAGACUUCGGCUCUAUUCAUCCCAUACGACUUUCAUGACAUUAUCAUCUUGAUGAAUUUCUUCUACAUUAUAUUAAAACUAUUUAAAUAUACUUCACUUCACUUUUUUUUACAUCUGACAUUUUAUUAUAAUUCCUCUGUCAUACCUUUGAAAAUCAUCAAAUCAUCUAACUAAUACUAAGUACAUACAUCAUAUUGGGAAAUACUAAUACCUAGCUACUUACAAUGUAGGUACACUAAUUCGUAAUGAAUUUUUUAUAAGUUAGGUAUAAUGUUGUUACUAUAAAUAUUUAAUUAGAAAAUUCUGUUACCUGAAUGAGCGACACGCGUCCGUUCCUCAUCGUGUUACCAUUAGUUAAGUAUUAGGAGAUACUUUUGUACAUAAAUUAUGAAAAACAACCAGUUACAAUACUGCCAUUUUAUGCCUAAAGUCAUGUUGUUGUUUUCUUUGUAAUUAUAAUUAUUACUCGCGAUUAUUACGUAUAUGUGAUAGGGAAACAGCGACAAAAUAUCGAAAUCACCCUCAUUUACUGCUUUCAUUGUGAUUUUUACGUCUUUUCGAACAUAAUAUUGUUUUUAUUAUCAUACGUAUUAAUUGUCCUUCAUAUAUGUAUGGUGCUUAAAAUUUUGUCCAUUACAAAAAGGCUUUUUUAUAAUCAUUAUUCGGAUUACCUACGCAUAUUUAUUAUUCAUUUAAUAUUAUAACUUAAUCUUAAAUAAUUAGUUCAUAAAACACCAUCAACACGACGGUGUUGAAUCUAAAGUCUGAGGUAAAGAUGCCUUUAUAGAUUUUUAACGUGUAUCAAUGAAGAACUAGAAUAACUGCGAUUCGUUCAUCGCUCGUCUUAUUUCUUUAUGAUAUUGUAAGUAUAAUGACACUUAUUUUGUUAGUAAAAUAGUUUAAUAUUAGUGCAAACUAAUAAUGGCGAUGUAUCAAAGGAUAAAUAGAACGUAAGAAUGUUAUUGGCGUUGUACAAAGGAUAGUAUUAGUGAGUAACGAUGAAAUUGGCGCAUUACUGGCGAGUACCUAAUUAGAAUAGGAAACUUAGCCUAUCGAGGCUAUACUUUAGUACAUAAACAGUAAUUUUCUGCUUUACGUUGCUCUUCUAAAUUAAUAUGUUAGAAUUAAACAUUGUGUGAACUGUGAAUACAUUUUUAACAUCCACGAAAUGAUAGAAAUUAUGAGAAGUAAACUUUUAUUUCUGCUUUUUGAAUCUACACUUAUAUCAAUUUGAGAGGUUUAAUUUCAAGUUUUCAUAGAUACAUUUAAUGUACAGCGAUACAACUUAAAUGUUUACAUGAUAUUAUUAUUUUAGGAAUCUAAUAAUAAUAAUUAUUGUACUAUACACCGCUGGUAUAAUAAUUGUAGCCUAACUUCUUAUAUUCGAAUACAUAUAAUACAGAAGUCAGUAAUUGCCUAGAUACUAUCGCGAAAAUAAUUUGACUGAUAUAAAUUAAUUAAUCUUAAUUCGUAAGUGUAUGAUGUUAAUAUAUUUAUAAGUUAAAAUCAAGAAAAAAAAUAUGCAUUUCACACUUUCUAUAUAACCCGAUAGACAUUGAAUAUUUGCAUCUAAUAUGCGACAACAAUAUUUUCACAUUUUAGAGUAAGUUUGUUGUGUAUAAAAUAGCAUUUCAUGUAUGUAUGUAUUUCGGUAAAAGGAGGGUUAAAACUAUGUACAUUAGACGUUGUAUUAAAAUAGUUACAAGACGAUUGUAAAACCAUAAUAAGAGAAUAUAUAUUUGGAAAUGUUGAUAAGUGUUUGUUGUAUGUAAUUAAUUGUCAUAGAUGAGAUUUUGAACUCAAAGGGCAAAUAUAUAUACAUAUAUCUUUAUAUAUAUACAUUUAUUACUACAAGUUAUACCCCAAGUUUAAUUAUUAUAAAUUAACCGCGUUCGUUACGUUUAGACAAACACGUGCGCUUCAUGUUAUUUAUUUCUUUCAUACUUACAACAAAGACUUCUAAACGAACAAUACCAUUAUUAAGUGUUUACAUAUUUAGAAUCGCCACGGGAUGUUUACCACGCAGUCUCACAUAAAGUGCCUCACAUAACAAUUUUGUGUACAACCGAAGUUAUAACAUCAUUAUCAUAAGAAUUCAAUGGUUGAGUGUGCUGUUCACGUAUUUAUAAUAGUUGGGCUCGCUCAAUUUCAAGACUUAUCGCUUCAGAAAUAGUGUAUUUUUAAGUAUUCAAAUACCUUAGGGUUUCUAUGUUUAUUGUAGCAAAUCACAUUAGUUGCUGAUUGUAAAUGUAAUGUUUCUCGAUGGAAAAGGCUGUUGUUAAAAUUCGACCAAGUUAAGAUUUGACUGUUAGUAGGUACUAUUGAUUUUGAUGUCUGUAUUUGGAUUUUCAUGUCUCGUUCGAGUGGUGCGCCGGGUAAUGUAAGUCAAAGAAUCGUGUACUGGUUUGCCAAGAGAAGUUACCUACAGUUGUGUUUAGUUAGAAAUGCAAAACGUGUUUGUACUUUAAUUUGUUUUUUAGUUGUACUCUUGGAAAUCAAUGGUUAAUAACUUAAGAAAAUAAAAUGUAUGUGAAAUA
This is a messenger RNA of Zerene cesonia (dogface butterfly), 7242 nucleotides long. It is a transcript of the gene Hr4, whose product is annotated as hormone receptor 4. Lineage: Eukaryota; Metazoa; Arthropoda; Insecta; Lepidoptera; Pieridae. The record is from RefSeq and is a predicted model, not a curated record. Gene Ontology annotation, biological process: regulation of DNA-templated transcription. The transcript is spliced from 9 exons. Gene Ontology annotation, molecular function: DNA-binding transcription factor activity; zinc ion binding; sequence-specific DNA binding. The coding region runs from base 447 to 2660 and encodes 737 amino acids.